UAAUUGGCGCAGGCUCAGUUUUAGCAAGUGUUUAGUCGUGUGUUUUGGGUAGGGCUAGAAUUUUUUUUUCGUUUUUUUUUCUAUACACUCAACAGUUUCCACAAUGCCGUGAUGUGGAACGCUCAAAGUACGUCAAUAGUUGGUGCAAAAAAAUAUAAACAUUUUAAAUUUCUGUACAAAUGAAACUAAUGCAAAAAAUUAACUGUCAUCUGUGUCAAUUAUUACAAAAUAAAUUAACUUUCCCGUAAGUUUUAAAAUUUUGACAUUGGAGGAAUUUCUAUAAAUAUGAGACCAGUGCAAUUUUUUUAAUGUAUCAAUAAUAAUAAUGAUAAUCAUCAAUAUGAAACGCAGAUUUGGUUAAAUCUGAGCCCAAAAACUCAAAACCAAAAAUAAAAAGAAUCAUUAUGCAAUUCUCGAGAAAAAUGAGUGCACAGAAUGUAAUGGCAAGUGUAUCGCGAGCAUUGGGAACGCAUCGUGACAGUAAAUGUCCAAAUGAAAUAAAACUCGCGCAGCAUGAGAGUAAGGAGAGUAUUUAUGAGCCGAAACACAAUAAAAAAUUAAUACGUGUUUUAACAGUGAUAGCAUAUUUAAUAUCCGUUAGUUUAGCUGCUAUUAUUUUAUCUCUCUAUUAUGCCUUCAUUUGGGAUCCAAAAGAUCGUGGACUUUAUGUUCUUAAACAAACGGCGAGUCAAAAUUUCAAGAACGAAAAUAUUUCCUCUCAUAUUUAUACAUCAUUACCGGAGCAAUUUAUUACUCGUAAUUUAAGUAAAACACUUCAUGACAAUUUUUCCCGUAAUCUUAGUCAAAUUCAUCAUAAUUUUAUGGGACUUCAUCAUAAUUUUACCACGGACUGAUUUUUUUAUUUAUUUUACUUUUUUUU
Leptopilina heterotoma is the source of this 880-nucleotide messenger RNA. RefSeq lists its product as uncharacterized. Lineage: Eukaryota; Metazoa; Arthropoda; Insecta; Hymenoptera; Figitidae. The transcript is spliced from 2 exons. Bases 405 to 854 code for a protein of 149 amino acids. The record is from RefSeq and is a predicted model, not a curated record.